AUGAUCAAACAGAUUUAUGUGCAUGAAGCGGGUGGGGAUAAUGUACGGGUUUGGCCACUUACCCCGGAUGGUAAUUACAGUGUGAGGAGCGCAUAUCGCAUGUUGGCAGCUGAUGGAAAUAAUCAAAACCCGAGCUCAUCUUCUCCAUCUGAAGCUAAGAAAGUAUGGAAGGGAAUAUGGAAGAUCAAGACCCCAAAUAAAAUUCUCCAUUUCGUUUGGAGAGCUGCCAAGGACUCAUUGCCAACCAAGCAAAAUUUGAAGGCCAGACAUAUUCCUUUGGAUGACACCUGUGUGAUGUGUGAUGAUCAACCUAAAACUUUACUGCAUUGUCUUUGGCUCUGUUCUCAUGCUCAAUCGGUUUGGGGAUCAGAUAUAACAUUUGCUAAUCUGUAUAAAAAGAAGCAUAGAAGUUUCUUCGACUUGCUGGAUGAUGUGAUGCAGAAUAGCUCGGGUUAUUGUGUGGCUCUGUUUUCCACCAUUGCGUGGAGUCUGUGGCAGAGGCGGAAUCAAAUUCGGGAAAAUCAAGGGACUUUGCCAUUGCAUGAAGUUGGAGAUAGGGCUAAGGCUUUGGUAGUGGAGUUUUUGGAAGCAAACAAACAUAUACGCAACCCAAGCUUGAGAUGGGUAGCAACCAUCAAGGUGGUAGUACGAGAUUACAGAGGAGAUGUUAUGGUAGCACUAAGCCAUAAAAUUGCUCUUCCUCUGUUAGCAGCUUUGGUAGAGGCUCGAGCUGCCCAUAGAGCAAUCACCUUUGCUCAGGAAAUGUGCUUUUUUCGUAUUCAAGUAGAAGGGGAUUGUCUGGGGGUUAUUCAUGCUUUGCAAUCUCAAGCACGGUGCAAUACCUUAUACGGACAUGUGGCUGAUGAUACUCGAAGAUUAAGCUCUGCUUUACAGUCUUGUCAGUUCCAUCAUAUUGGAAGGGAAUGGAAUAAGUUAGCUCAUGAAUUAGCUAGAAGAGCAGUUUUCUUUGUAGAUACUUAUAUGGGUAGAAGAUCUACAUUUUGA
This is a messenger RNA of Quercus robur (English oak), 1005 nucleotides long. RefSeq lists its product as uncharacterized. Bases 1 to 1005 code for a protein of 334 amino acids. Lineage: Eukaryota; Viridiplantae; Streptophyta; Magnoliopsida; Fagales; Fagaceae. The transcript has 2 exons. The record is from RefSeq and is a predicted model, not a curated record. Gene Ontology annotation, molecular function: RNA-DNA hybrid ribonuclease activity; nucleic acid binding.